Molecule: messenger RNA, 1420 nt
Organism: Diceros bicornis minor
Lineage: Eukaryota; Metazoa; Chordata; Mammalia; Perissodactyla; Rhinocerotidae
Product: T-cell-interacting, activating receptor on myeloid cells protein 1-like
Exons: 4
Cellular component (GO): plasma membrane
Source: RefSeq, a predicted model, not a curated record
AAAUCCAGCCCUGGACUCUUCUUCCUUCCAGGGUCACUUCUCAAGCCCUCUCUCAGUGCCUGGCCCAGCUCCGUGGUACCUGCCAGAAGUAACGUGACACUGCAAUGCUGGACUCCUACCAAGGGUGUAAACUUUGCUCUCAGAAAGGGAGGAAUUCCUUUGGAGUCCUUGCAGUCACCCGAUUCUGUAGAGGGCCUGGGUGAAUUUCACCUCACUGAUCUAAAAACCAGUAACACUGGAGAGUACACCUGUGAAUACUACAGAACAGGGAGCCCCCACAUAAGUGCACAGCCCAGUGAUGUCCUUCUACUGCUGGUGACAGGAGAUUUUCCUAAACCUUCCCUCCAAACUCACCAAAGGGGUAAGGUGACCACAGGAGAAAAGGUGACCCUGAGGUGCCAGAAGCCAGGCAAUAUUGUUUGGCUUGUAAUGUUUGCUCUACUGAAGGCAGGAAGUUCAAUGCCCAUCCAGCUCAGGGGUCCAGCAUGGAAGGAGAUAGACUUCUCUCCACAGAAUGUGACAGUCAACAACACUGGGAACUACAGCUGUGUGUACUACUGGACAAGGGAUCCUUUCUGGGCCUCACAGCCCAGUGAUCACCUCACGAUCUGGGUGACAGAUGCCACAUCAAGAGACUACACCAUGGGGAACCUCAUCCGACUGGGUCUGGCUGCCUUAAUUAUGGUUAUUACGGGGGCUCUCCUGGUUGAAGCCUGGUGUAGCCAGAAGGAGUCUCCACGUGGAUCCAGACCCCACAGCUGCCCAGUGGAAUGAUGAGUCCUUGAUCGAGUUAACAGCCUAUGAUAGAUUUUCUGGUUCUCCUCCACCCUUGAAGAGACGGCACCAAACAUGGGGGAGGUUUGGGAAGCCUGGAGACGAGGUGUGAUGUCAUUCAUUUCCUGACAUCAUCUCAGACCCAAAGUGGCCAUUAAAGGCUCCUAACAGAGUCAUCUGGGAUAGAUUGACCAGGAACUGUUCCUCAUUAGAGGCUUCUUGGUGAUCAGGAUGACAUAAAGUAAAAUAGAACCAUUUGGUUGUAAAAUUUUUUUUUUUGUCAAAUCAAAAUUUAUUAAGUAUGUGACACUGUUCCCCUUUAGGAUAUACAACAGGGAAUUUAACCCAAAAAUCCUAGAAUUAGUUAAGUGUGAUAGAGCAUUAUUUCAUAGUGUUUUACAAAAAGCUUCAUGACGUCCAGGUCUUCCAAUACCUGAUAAGUUCAAAAAUUGAUACAUUUCACGUAACUGUGGUCUUAUUUUCUGAAAGCAAAAAGUAGGAACAAGUGGCCUGACAGAGGAUUUUCUGACCUGUGAAUUUAUAUAUAAGUCUUAAAAAGCUUCGAAACCAAAUCAUCCAUGGCUCUCAGGACCAAGCCCCAAAGCAUCAUAACCUGCUCCUGUAGGUCAAGAAAGAUUUGAGUCCA